AUGUCGUUUCUCCGCUAUCGGACUGAUAUUCUGACGGGGAUUCCAGAGGAUCGCAUCCAGUUCCUCAAGCAAUAUGAGGACUGGUUCACAAUCGAGGCUCCAAAACUGAGGCAGAUUACCGACCAUUUUGUAAAGGAACUCGAAAAGGGACUUUCAGAGGAGGGUGGAAACAUUCCGAUGAAUUUGACUUGGGUCACCGAUUAUCCGACUGGCUGCGAACAUGGACGAGUGCUGACCGUGGAUAUGGGGGGCACUAACUUGCGAGUGUGUGAGAUUCAACUCGCACUCAAUCAAAGAAACUUUGAGCAAACCCAAAAGAAGUUCAAGUUGCCCGGUGACGUGAAGACCGGCACCGGAGAGCAGCUCUGGGAUUUCAUUGCGGAUCGGUUAGAAUCCUUUAUUGACGACCGGCAGAUCCAAUGCUCGGACACAAACAAGCUGCCACUGGCCUUUACUUUUUCCUUUCCUGUCCAACAAAAGGAUAUCAAGAGUGGCGUGCUUCAGCGGUGGACCAAAAACUUCAACGUCGCCGGGGUAGAAGGACACGACGUGGUUCCACAGCUCGCGGCGGCAUUUGAGAGAAAAGUAAGUAUCCACCCAGCACAGAAGCCUUCACGCCUUGACAGCUCCCAAGGAGGUCCUGGCGAGGAUUCGGACCAGAAGAGGACUCCUCACUCAUUCAUCCAGCAACUUCCGGUCCGAAUCGAAGCAUUGAUCAACGACACAGUGGGCACCCUCCUGGCCUCGCGCUACUGCGAUCCGCAUAUCAAGGUGGGCUCAAUCUGCAGCACGGGCUGCAAUGCUGCGUACAUGGAAGACUGUUCCAACAUCCCCAAAAUGCAAAGUUGCCGGUCAGCAGGGAGCACAAAGGUCAUCAUCAAUACCGAAUAUGGUGCAUUUGAUAAUGAUCGGAAGGUCUUACCCCUGACACCCUUUGACCGGCAGAUUGACCAAGACUCGGCACGACCAAGCACACAGAUUUAUGAGAAAAUGGUUGCUGGACUCUACAUCGGGGAAGUGUUACGCCUUGUGCUGUUGACCUUGCACUAUGAAGGUCGGAUUCUUCGAGGGCAGGAUACCAGCCGGCUGGAGAAAAAGCAUUCUGUCGAGGCGACAUUCUUGUCUAUUGCAGAAACCGAUGUCUCCCCAGAUCUGACGGACUUGCGUGAAAAAUUCGAAAAGAAGUAUGGGCUGUCGCCCACCUUGGAAGAUCUCAAAAUAUGUCGAUAUCUGAGCAGCCUCAUUGGCAAACGAGCCGCUCGUCUUUUCGCGUGCGGGAUCGCUGCUGUGUGCAAGAAGACCGACUUCCACGAUUGUCACGUUGGGGUGGAUGGUGCGGUGUUUAAAAAGUACUGUGGCUUCAAGUCACGGGCAUCGCAAGCUCUCCGUGAGAUAUUUGACUGGCCAGCGAAUGAGCGUGACUGGAUCACUUUGAUUCCGUCCGAAAGUGGCUCGGCCGUGGGAGCAGCACUGGCUGCCACGAUGGCCCGGGGGUGCGACAUUGGAGAAAAGUUGACUGCCUCGUUAACGUCCUUGGGCAAAGUGUGCUGGAUGCGACUCGAGUACGAUGUGGUCCGAUUCACCGUGAUUCCCGAUCAGGGAACCCAAGUUUGGGCGCAAAUUCCCGUGGACACCAUCUUCGAGGAAUCGUCCUAUCAACUGGAAUCUAAUUCAGAUGCCAUCAACAUUGAGAUCAACAUCAGUCUACUCAAUCGUGCCUUACGGUCAACGAUGGGAGCCUCAUCAUCUCAACUGCGAUUAACCAAAAAGGACCGUAUGCCCCUGCUGGCUCUCACGGUUCUCACUACCGAAUGGAGCGAGGGGAACAUGGCUUUGGCCACGGGCGAAGCCGCAGAGCAGAGCCACGCCGGACGUCCGGCUGGAACGAGCGAUGUCGUGGGUGAUCGACGCGCGCGAGAGCGCGAAACGUGGAUCACGCAAGAAAUCCCUAUCAAGAUCCUCCACGAGGAGGUGGUGGAAAGCUUGCAUGAGCCUCACUGCCCCGAUCCAGAUGUAUACAUCAUUUUGCCAAAUUUGAUGCAGCUGAAGAGUAUCUCCGAUCGAUUCACCAGACUCGCUUCAGCGGAUAGCAAAGGUCGCCAACAGGGCAUCGUGGUUGCUGCCGAUCCAGCGACCUCAACCGCUGGGACCACGACGCUCUCCACAAACACCGCGCCAAAACUGGAGCUGUCAGCCAACAUGCACGGUAAAUUACGCUUAGCGAUUGCGAAUGAUGAGCUUCGCAUCGCGAGUGUCUGGUCCGGGCUGGUGAAUCCUCCCUUGGACCCUGCACACAUCUCCCAAGAUCGGGCCUCGCAGCUGCCAAGUGAGCGAAUGCGCGAGGCGGGAGAUGAUGACGAGGCCGGAUGGGCGAAAGUCAGGAUUGAUGGGAAGGAUUGGGGUCGCGUGCUCAGUGUGGGGCGAUUGAGUCCCAAAGUCGUUGCUUGCUUCAUUAAUGACACGGCGCUUGUUCUAUACGUCUAUCUCCCGGGCACAUGGAACGGCGAAGAAUCUUGUCUGACUUACUACAUCAACUCUUUUACAGCAUGA
Molecule: messenger RNA, 2550 nt
Organism: Penicillium oxalicum
Lineage: Eukaryota; Fungi; Ascomycota; Eurotiomycetes; Eurotiales; Aspergillaceae
Product: Hexokinase
Exons: 6
Coding region: 1-2550 (849 amino acids)
Biological process (GO): DNA damage checkpoint signaling; glucose 6-phosphate metabolic process; intracellular glucose homeostasis
Cellular component (GO): mitochondrion; cytosol; checkpoint clamp complex
Molecular function (GO): ATP binding; glucokinase activity; fructokinase activity
Source: RefSeq, a predicted model, not a curated record